AUGAUUAGUUGCGAAAAUGUAAACAAUAGUAAUAGUGUUUUGGAAUAUAGAUUAUUUCAAAUAGAAAAAGAUCUAAAAGAAAUGUCAAAGCUCUAUGUAGACUCUUGGAGGGUCUCCUAUUGGUUCGUACCAAAAGAGCAUUUAGAUAAAAUGACCUAUGAAGAAAGUGAAGAAAAGUGGACUGAAUUUGUAAAAGGGAAAGAUUCAUUUAUUUAUCUUUGUGUUGGUAAUGGUGUAGUUUGUGGCAUGGCUGCUGUUAGAAGAGACCCAGAAGAAAAUACAUUCGAAUUAUAUACACUACAUAUUUUACAUUCACAUAAAGGAAAGGGAAUUGGUAAAAAGCUAAUGAAAACUGUUGCUCAACAUUUUAUAGAUAACCAAUCAACACUCAAUUGUAAAUGUCUAUAUUUAUGGGCAGUACCAAUAAACACUCCUGCUGUCAGUCUUUAUACAAAAUUAGGAGCUACCAUUUUAAAAUAUCAAACUGAAUAUUUUGCAGGUAUUGGAUUAGAUGAAAUUGGUUUACAUUGGACUGAUUUAAAUUUAAUUUUAAAUAACUAA
Messenger RNA from Dictyostelium purpureum, 561 nucleotides. RefSeq lists its product as uncharacterized. NCBI's taxonomy places the organism in Eukaryota, Evosea, Eumycetozoa, Dictyosteliales, Dictyosteliaceae. The record is from RefSeq and is a predicted model, not a curated record. Gene Ontology annotation, molecular function: acyltransferase activity, transferring groups other than amino-acyl groups. Bases 1 to 561 code for a protein of 186 amino acids. The transcript has a single exon.